GUGGAAAUGUAUUUCUAAAAUGUUUCUAAACGUUUUUCCUCUAUCGGACGUUUAUCUUCUUGUCAGCUGCCUUUUGUUUUGAUUUUUCAUUUUCGUCUGAUUUACGUCCAUUUGAACAAAAACUACAAAAAUCGUUUCCAAUAAAGUGUCUGAAAAUGAAACUAUGUUGUUAUUUUACCUAAUAGUCAAUAAAAUCAAUUGAUCAGGAUUCAGGAUUGAAAUGAAAACAAGUGGAGUGAGAUUGUAGUCCUACCCAUCCUACCUAAUUGAAGUUGCCAUUUUAAAAUUACUUGCGCUGUAAUACGACAAAACUAAAAGUGUACUAGAGUCAGGUUUGAAAUCCCUGUAGACUAGUACUAUGUUAAAAUUAGCAUUAUAAUAGUCAUUCAUAUCUCAUACGUAUAUCUAUGUUAAUAAUCAACAAUAGCAACAAGUAGACAGCUGGGAGGAUGGAUGCUGUGAAAAUAUUCUUCCUUUUCUUAAUCAAAUAAUUACGUUUUGUUGUUUAGAUAAUAUGUAUUUUUAAUAUUUUAGAGUAAUAUACGCGGUUCAGUGAUAAAGUUAGUGCUUGUGAUAGUUCAAAAAUGGAUGAAUCUGGGAUUGAUAUGGGAUACGAUCUCGCUUCUCUGUUGACGAACGAUUUUAAUAUUGACCAGAAGAUUUUGGACGAAAUGUCAGCUGCUCAGCAUCAGGAUUUCAUGUUCUACGAGCUCAAGUCAAAGGCGGUACCGAUCACCGAAAGCCCGCCCACGUUCAAGACGUUAACGCCCACGUCGCGCACGCAGCUCAAGCAGCAGUUGAUGCGAGAACAUGCGCAGGAGCAAUUGCGCAGAGAAUCUUUACAGGCACAGCAGGCAGGCCAAUCCAAAGACAAUGAAGACAAGAAUAAGUCGAGUCCCACGGACGUGCCGCGGAUCACGCCGCACGUCGAACUACCGCCACAAGUAUUACAGGUGCGAACAGUUCUGGAGAAUCCCACCCGGUAUCACGUGAUCCAGAAGCAGAAGAGCCAGGUGCGCCAGUACCUCAGCGAGUCGUUUACACCGCAGCCGCAGGUAGCGGGCUCAAUACGAGGCGCGCCGGUCCAAAGCGCGCCAGAGCUCGGCAACCGAGCGCCCUCCCCCGACAGAGCGUCCUCCUCCAGUCUCCUCAGCCCUGGACUCUGUUCUGCGGGAGCUAACUCUGAAGCGGAUGAGUUCCUAGAAGACAUCCUCUCCCUGGAUAGCGGGGCGGGCCCCCUGUCGUCCUCCGAGCCCGCGUCCGCCGCCAGCUCCGUGGCUGGGGACUGCGGCUUGCUGACUGAUGCGGACAUGCAUGCUCUAGCCAAGGAUCGGCAGAAGAAAGACAACCACAAUAUGAUUGAACGUCGACGCAGAUUCAACAUCAACGAUCGAAUAAAAGAACUCGGUACCCUCCUGCCCAAGACCAACGACCCUUUCUAUGACGUCAUAAGGGACGUGCGGCCGAACAAGGGCACCAUCCUCAAGAGUAGCGUGGACUAUAUCAAGUGCCUCAGGGACGAGGUCAACAGACUCAAGCACAGCGAGCAGAGGAGGAAGCAGAUAGAACUACACAAUAGGAAACUAACCUUAAGGAUACAGGAAUUAGAAAGGCUAGCGCGAUUGCACGGUCUACCCGUGUCUUCAGAUGGCUGGUCGUCACCGUCGCACCACUCCGACUCGGGGGUGGAAACAACCCCGUCAGAGAACUUCUCUGAACCCCCCAAAUCUCUACCGGAGGUGGUGCUGCCGAAAUCGGAGCCCGCAUCACUGAUGGAGCUGGGGGAUCCCCCGCCAGACUUAUUGAGGGACACGCCGUCCGGUGAGGCGCUACAGGCUUUGGAUGCACUUGAUGGUCUAAAACUAGGUUCGUGUUCGCCACUCAGCCGGGAAGAGGGCCUGUCCUUGGGCUGCUUGGAGCCCGACCUCUGCCUCGAACCCGUCACCGACCAUCUCUUCACCCACAAAGACAUUAAGCAAAUGAGGUUAUCACCGACCCCAGGGAUGCUGGGCAGCGAUGACAACGAUGCGGUACUAAACCUCGCGCAAAUAGAAGACCUUAUGGAUGACGACUCACAUAACCCUGUCACGUCAGGGGACCCCAUGCUCUGUUCGUCUCCCACGUCACACCUCGGGCUCAGUGCGGCCGUGGCGGAGGCGGCGGACCAAUCCUGUGCCGCCAUGCUGCACAUAGAUCUCUCCUCACAUGCGCCCGGUUCAUCACUAAUGUCAGAAGGCGGCAUGUCGCUCGGCCUAGGCGGGUUAGGAGGUCUAGGAGGUUUAGGGGAAAGCCUGCCCCUACUACUGGGGUCCACUCACGCGCCGCACUCACCUCACACCCACCCCAGGCCCUGCUUUGACAUGGAUCUAGGCGCCUAGUAUGGCAAAAACCCAGUGGCUAUAGUAGUGAAUAAAACCGACUAUGGUUUGUUAUCUUUAAACAGAGUUCCUAAAUUAAUACAGUAGCUGGCAGGAAAUAUUGUACAGUCAAAGGCCGUAAGUCGUUUAGCACCUUAAUGAUCAUAUUCGCGUGGCACGGUCAUGCACAUGCGUUUGG
Molecule: messenger RNA, 2556 nt
Organism: Maniola jurtina (meadow brown)
Lineage: Eukaryota; Metazoa; Arthropoda; Insecta; Lepidoptera; Nymphalidae
Gene: Mitf
Product: transcription factor EB-like
Exons: 13
Coding region: 585-2378 (597 amino acids)
Biological process (GO): regulation of transcription by RNA polymerase II
Cellular component (GO): nucleus
Molecular function (GO): DNA-binding transcription factor activity, RNA polymerase II-specific; RNA polymerase II cis-regulatory region sequence-specific DNA binding; protein dimerization activity
Source: RefSeq, a predicted model, not a curated record